Gopherus evgoodei (Goodes thornscrub tortoise) is the source of this 8926-nucleotide messenger RNA. RefSeq names its product histone deacetylase 4 (gene HDAC4). NCBI's taxonomy places the organism in Eukaryota, Metazoa, Chordata, Testudines, Testudinidae. The transcript has 28 exons. The record is from RefSeq and is a predicted model, not a curated record. The coding region runs from base 666 to 3938 and encodes 1090 amino acids. Gene Ontology annotation, biological process: negative regulation of transcription by RNA polymerase II; chromatin organization. Gene Ontology annotation, molecular function: histone deacetylase activity. Gene Ontology annotation, cellular component: histone deacetylase complex.
CCAUCUAAAAAUUCCAAAAUGGCGGAUCCCAUCACGGGCUGAUUCCGUUGGUGGAGCGCGCGCCGCUGUGUCCGCCCAGCGCCGGGCCCUCCCCGUGGCUUGUCGCAGCCCCGAGCGCCUGCUGCCGCCGCACAGGUUCACAUUCUGAAAACCAUUUGAAGAUUAUUCUGCCAUCCUAUUGGAUUACUUUGUUUACAGCACAGAAUGUUAUUCUGCCCUGGAUUUAAUUUGGUGUUUAUGAAUUAAUCCCCCUUCUCUGUAUGUCUAUGUAUUGGUGAAGCAUUGGAGUUCUGCAGGGCUGCUGUUGAUUGUGUGGAAACUGAUCCAUUUUGAAUCCCUUCCAAAAGACUAGACACUGCUAGCAAUGAGCUCCCAAAGCCAUCCAGGAACAACAUGAUCAACCCUAUCCCAGAGAGAGAUUCUCCUGUCAUGCAUCGAACAAAGAUUCCUACCUCUGGGUGCACUGCUAACCACGGGGAGAUGAACACCAAGACGUAAUGUGAUAGAAAUUAGAUUAGCAGAGUGGAUCCUACACCCGGAUCUAUUUUACUCCAUUGUAAGACAACUUCUUGGGCUGAUGAUGGAACUCUUUGCAUCUUGAAACAAUAAAUAAAGUGUCCUGUCCGCUCUCUGUGUCAGGACCCAGGAUGGAUGUUAAGUGGUGAAUGACCUCUUCUGAAGCUGGGCAAGAUGGACUUUCUGGUCGAGAUCAGCCAGUAGAGCUGUUAAAUCCACCUAGAGUGAACCAUAUGCCCAGUUCUGUUGAUGUGAACACAGCACUGCCCUUGCAAGUUGCACCAACUUCAGUCCCCAUGGAUCUCCGCUUGGACCACCAGUUUUCCAUGCCAGUGACGGAACCUACACUCCGAGAACAGCAGCUCCAGCAGGAACUCCUGGCUCUCAAACAAAAACAACAAAUUCAGAGACAAAUCCUUAUAGCCGAGUUCCAGAGGCAGCAUGAGCAGCUCUCCCGUCAGCAUGAGGCCCAGCUCCAUGAACAUAUAAAACAGCAACAGGAAAUGCUAGCAAUGAAACAUCAGCAGGAACUCUUGGAGCACCAGAGAAAGUUGGAGCAACAUCGACAGGAACAGGAGAUGGAGAAGCAGCAUAGAGAACAGAAACUACAACAGCUAAAAAACAAAGAGAAAGGAAAAGAAAGUGCAGUUGCAAGCACAGAAGUAAAAAUGAAAUUACAGGAGUUUGUCUUAAAUAAAAAGAAAGCUUUGGCACACCGGAAUCUCAACCAUUGCAUUUCCAAUGAUCCCCGCUUCUGGUAUGGGAAAACUCAGCACAGUUCUCUUGACCAGAGUUCUCCCCCCCAAAGUGGAAUAUCGGGCACCUACAAUCACCCUGUCCUGGGGAUGUACGAUUCCAAAGAUGACUUUCCACUCCGAAAAACAGCAUCUGAACCCAACCUGAAGUUACGAUCCAGAUUAAAGCAGAAAGUUGCUGAAAGACGGAGCAGUCCCCUGUUACGGAGGAAAGAUGGCCCAGUGGCUACUGCUCUUAAGAAGCGUCCCCUGGAUGUCACAGACUCUGCAUGCAACAGUGCUCCUGGAUCUGGUCCCAGUUCUCCAAACAACAGCUCUAAUAACAUAAGUGCUGAGAAUGGAAUUACAGGAUCAGUCACAAGUAUUCAAGCAGAGACCAGCCUGGCUCACAGACUAGCGAAUCGUGAAGGCUCAGUAACACAGCUUCCUCUCUACACAUCUCCUUCCUUGCCCAACAUAACGUUAGGACUGCCCGCAACUGGACCUGCCAGUGCGGGAUCAGGACAGCAAGAUGCCGAGAGACUUGCUAUUCCAACCCUACAACAGCGGCUUUCCUUAUUUCCUGGCACCCAUCUCACUCCUUACUUGAGCUCUACGACUUUGGAAAGGGAUGGGGGAACUUCACACAACUCUCUUCUGCAGCACAUGGUUUUACUGGAACAACCAACUGCACAAACUCCCUUAGUCACAGACUGGUAUCUUUCAGGCUUGGGGCCACUGCCCCUCCAUGCACAGUCUCUGGUUGGCGCAGAUCGGGUCUCCCCCUCAAUACACAAACUCCGACAACACCGCCCCUUGGGGCGCACGCAGUCUGCUCCCCUUCCCCAGAAUGCCCAGGCCCUCCAGCAGUUAGUGAUCCAGCAACAGCAUCAACAGUUCCUGGAGAAACACAAACAGCAAUUCCAGCAACAGCAGCUUCACAUUAACAAGAUGAUACCAAAACCGAAUGAACCAGCCCGCCAGCAUGAAAGCCACCCUGAGGAGACAGAAGAGGAGUUACGAGAACACCAAGCACUUCUGGAGGAGCCAUACAGUGACCGAGUGUCAAGCCAAAAGGAGGUGCAAGGGUUGGCCAGUAUGGUGCAGGUGAAACAAGAGCCCAUUGAGAGUGAUGAAGAGGAAACAGAGCCACCACUGGAACUAGAGCCAGGGCAGCGACAAGCCGAACAGGAGCUGCUAUUCCGUCAGCAAGCCCUUCUACUAGAGCAGCAGCGCAUUCACCAACUGAGAAACUACCAGGCAUCAAUGGAGGCAGCUGGCAUUCCAGUGUCUUUUGGAGGACAUCGGCCUCUGUCUCGUGCACAGUCCUCACCUGCAUCUGCCACCUUCCCCAUGUCCGUGCAGGAGCCACCCACUAAGCCAAGGUUCACAACAGGCCUUGUAUAUGACACCUUGAUGCUGAAACACCAGUGUACCUGCGGAAACACAAACAGCCACCCAGAGCAUGCAGGGAGAAUCCAGAGCAUCUGGUCCAGGCUUCAAGAGACAGGCCUCCGUGGCAAGUGUGAGUGUAUUCGUGGAAGAAAAGCAACUCUAGAAGAGCUACAGACAGUUCACUCGGAGGCGCACACGCUCCUGUAUGGCACAAACCCUUUGAACAGACAGAAACUGGACAGCAAGAAACUUCUAGGUUCUAUAACAUCAAUGUUUGUCAGGCUCCCUUGUGGUGGUGUUGGAGUUGACAGUGACACAAUUUGGAAUGAAGUUCAUUCGUCUGGUGCGGCUCGCCUGGCUGUGGGCUGUGUCAUUGAACUUGUUUUUAAAGUGGCCACAGGAGAAUUGAAGAAUGGAUUUGCUGUUGUUCGACCUCCAGGUCAUCAUGCUGAAGAGAGUACCCCCAUGGGGUUCUGCUAUUUUAAUUCUGUGGCAAUUGCAGCCAAGCUUCUCCAACAGAGACUCAACGUUAGCAAAAUCCUUAUAGUGGACUGGGACGUGCACCAUGGGAAUGGUACUCAGCAAGCUUUCUACAGUGAUCCUAACGUUCUUUAUAUUUCACUACAUCGCUAUGAUGAUGGAAACUUCUUCCCAGGCAGUGGAGCUCCUGAUGAGGUCGGCACAGGACCAGGUGUUGGUUUCAAUGUUAAUAUGGCGUUUACUGGUGGCCUCGAACCACCGAUGGGAGACACCGAAUAUUUGACUGCUUUCAGAACGGUAGUAAUGCCAAUUGCCAAUGAAUUUGCCCCAGAUGUUGUGCUGGUGUCAUCUGGUUUUGAUGCAGUGGAAGGCCAUCCUACGCCUCUUGGAGGAUAUAAUCUAUCAGCAAAAUGCUUUGGGUACCUGACGAAGCAGCUGAUGGGAUUGGCCGGAGGUCGAAUUGUUCUGGCCCUCGAAGGAGGUCAUGACCUGACAGCCAUUUGUGAUGCAUCUGAGGCAUGUGUUUCUGCUUUGCUGGGAAACGAGCUUGAACCUCUUCCAGAAAAAGUCUUGCAGCAGAGAGCAAAUGCCAAUGCAGUGCAUUCCAUGGAAAAAGUAAUUGAGAUACACAGCAAGUAUUGGCAUUCACUCCAGCGUUACUCCUCCACGGUGGGGUACUCCUUGAUCGAGGCACAGAAGUGUGAGACUGAAGAAGCAGAAACAGUAACAGCCAUGGCGUCUCUGUCAGUGGGUGUGAAGCCAGCUGACAAGAGACCAGAUGAUGAGCCCAUGGAAGAGGAGCCUCCCCUGUAGCAUUCACCUUUGAGCUGGAGUACUCCUGUUUGUUCGUCUUUGUCUUGAAGCUCUGCCAAGAAGCUUUCUCCUGUUACUCCUGCGUCCUGUCAUGGUUUUCUUACAGAAUACAGAAGGGACAACCAGGUGUAAAACACAGCAACAGAAAAAUCUCUCCAAAUAGAUAGAUAUACACAUAUACAGUAUAUACAGAAAAGGAAAAACGCUGGUGAAGAGCAGCAGUGUUGAUGACAAGCACGUAUGCUGGGCGCUCUUCCUCUGGUUCUCAAUGGAAGCCGUAAGGGGAACAAAGCCCAUGAAAGUCUUUGGCAAAGUUGUCAGUUUUUUUUCUGAAAAAAAUAAUUAAAUCAAAGAUUCAACAACACAAAAACAAACAAACUUCAUUUAAAACUGGUGCUUAAAGUUUGAUUACCCACAAUUCAGCAAUCUCCUUUUGAACCACUCAACUCAUCUUGUAGUUUUGUUUCUUGGAUUUUUUUUAAAAUGGCUCUCACCUAGCUGUGAGUCAGACAUUCUCUUCAAAACCAGAACAAUGCGAGAUGGUGUAUUUUUAAUGGGGAGGGUGGGGGAAAGAGGACUAGUCUAUAUAUAUAUAGUCUUAUAUAGACACACACACACACAUUGAAAAAAAUACAAAAAAAAAAAGAGGAAAUGGAGCUCAGAAGGAGUCGGCUUUAGUAACUCCAAAGCCAUCUGAAAAUGAGUUUGUGCCUUUUUUUUAAUUGAGCUGAUGGAUUUGGUGCAGCUGGAUAUUCUGAAGUUUGAGGAACAAUGCCUUAAGAAAAAGAACAGCAGCAGUUUGUCAACAUAUUUCCUCUGGGAAAGCCAAGAACUGUCAUCAGGAAGGAAGACUGGUUUGUGCUGGCAUGAUUACUGGAAGCAGGCAUCAGCUGGAUAGAGCAUCUCCAAAACUGUCUAAAGUUUCGAUUUUUUUGUUUUGUUUUAUUGCCAUGGGAAAAAAAUUAAGGUAGUUGCCAAGGAAGUGGCAAAUACUGUUGGAUCUUUGAAAUUCAAACAAUUUUGAAAACAAAUUUUCAAACAUUUUCUCUCUCAGACAUUAUGUAGAAAUUGAAUUUACCAAUCUGGUUGUUGAAGCAUGCAAUAGACACAACUGCAGUUUUAAGAUUGGAAUACUUUUCAUUAAAAGCAACUAGCAUGAGAUACUGCUUAAAUUGUUAGGUAUAAAUAUAUAUAUAUAUAUAUGUGUAUAAUGUAUAUUACAAAUGUAUUCCAAGCUUAGAAAUCUGAUUCUUAUGAAUUAUUGAUAAAUAUUUAUAAUGCAUUUAUAUAAAAUAAAUAUAUAUAAUAAAUGCAGACUAUAAAAGUAGCAAUUGAAAGGUCCCUAGUGAAAGAUUUAUUAAUUGGAAUUGGUGCUUUUGGAGAGGGAUCUAGUUUGAAACUUGAGCAUUUUCAGACUACAGUUUGGAAAGUUUUCAGACCACCAACACAUUAGCCACUGGGCAACUACCCUAAACAUUUGUAUUUUAAUUUAAGGUUUUCUAACAAAAAAUGAGUUUUUAAGCAAGGAUUAUGAAUUUGCUGUUAAUUUUUAUAUUGAUAUUUCACAAAAACCCUAAAGAAGCCUUGUUUGUGUGACUCUUACAUUUAUUUUACAUUUGGCAGUUGUUUUUCUGAACGGUAACAAUGUCAACAUUUUUCUUCCCUAAUUCCAUGCGUGUACAUUACUUUCUGUGGGGGCGGGGGUUAAGUCUUUUGUACAGUGAGCAGCUUUCCACAAGUGUAAGGAACUGUUGCAGGUUGCCAGAGUUUAUUUUCAGAAAGCGUGCAUUUAACUAAAAGAGGGGAAUCCAAUGGUCUCUUGUAUGAUACCAAUGAUUGUAUAUUUCCUCAGUUCUGUGAUAGAAGCUGUGUAAAGAAAAUAAGAGUUUUACCUUAAGCAUAGUAGUAUUACAAUGGGUGAUGUAUCAUAUCCUCCAUGUGGAUUGUGGCAAGGAUUAUAUAUGGCAUUAGUAGCUACCAUGUUGAAGGCUUGCCAGACACUAUUGAGGCAACUAGCAUUCACUCACACACACUAAGCAUCUUUCUGAACCACCAUUGUUAGAAUUGUAAUUUUAGUCCUCCAAAGAACUUUUUUUUUCAAAUUUAUUUUUAAGAUGAAGUCACUGUUGGGUGAGAGAGUUUAAUCUUCAGCUCCAUUGAUUUUUCCCUGUUGCCUUUCGGAGCUGGCCCUCAGUAUAAGCAGAUAAUCCUUGAGUUGUGGAGUUAGGUGACUAAAGGAGACCAAAUUGACACGUGUACCUUUUCAAAGAAGAGUAGGAGAGCACAGAUCCCUUAUCUGAACAACCAAGGGUAUUUUUAAUUUUUUUUUAUUAUUAUGACAACUGAUGGUCAUUUUAUUACUUAUUUUCCAGUUCUUGAAGUAGCUGUUUUUCAUUCCAUUCAGAACAUACUAAAUUCAGGCUUGUGGAAAGAAUUUGAAACAUACCAUGCAAGUGCAAGAGGGUUCUUUGCUUUGUUUUAUAAUGCAAUUUAAUAAACAGACACUACUGUAUUUGAGUUUUUGCUAACCCAAGUACAUUUAAAAUUAUGAAACGUUUUGGUUAUUAGAACUGUCUUCAGCAUAUUCUAACGGUAAGGUUUAUAUAUAAAAAUGCAAAAAAUGUGUAUGCAUUGUUUUUUUAAAUGACCACUUUGCUGCUGUGAUCUAAAACGUAAUUUGGCUGUGGAAUCCUGUGAUUUCAUAUUUUAAAUCAUUUACCCAUUCAUAAAUGUUGGCAAUAUCAACAUAUACAUGAUACCUUUUGUAUCCAGACCUUCGUAACCUUUUUAUUUUUCUUAAUUAACAAUUUUAGUAUCACUUGUAGAAAAUAUUUGUGUUCCUCUUUCCUUGUGAACAAUUGCUGACAGAUUGAGUUGAUUUCUUUUAAAUUAGAUGAUUGGCAAUAGCCUGAAAUAUUCAGUACCCUUGUCACUUUCAAGAUGCAUUGUUCAUUUAUUUCAAAUCAUUUCACUAAGUUAUUACCAGCAAUGGAAAGACUUACCAAGACUUUACAAGUCGUUCGUCUACUCCAAAGUCUAGAUCACUUGGAUUGGCUAAAACCUUACUUGCCUAAACCCACUCAACAGGCCACAUCUGGGUGCUCUGUGGCCUGUCUGACCUUGACUGUUACAGAUAGAAGGGAAAGGAGGUCCUCGUUUUGGAGACCACCAUUUUUUCACCCCUUGAGCUUUUGGCCUCUUCAUUUCAGUAGCCUUCUAAGAGAAUGUGGGUCAGUGAGCAUCCAGUCCUGAGGGGAAUGCUAGCAAACUCUCUGGAGUAGCCACCAAAGAGGUGCAUUGCAAAGAGAUUCAAUGAGCACUCAUUCCCUUUCCUUACUACUUCCCCUCCUGAACCCAAACAGGAUGCACUUCAGCUCCACCAGCAAGAGACCAGAAGUUGUGCAUCAUUUUGUAGCCAAGCCGUUGGGGUGGCCCAGUACAAUAAUAAUUUUUUUCUUUUGCCUGUUUGUUUGGAAACGAAGCAACAUCUUCAAAUUGUCUUACAGAGAAGCAAGUCCCAGUUUGCAGUACACAAUUGAUCAUUUUGUUUUUACUUUCAAUACAAAACAUUCCUUUAUUAGUCGCAGUCAUGCGUUCAUUCCAUUCUUCCUUUUUGUAACUUUUUGGGCCCACAUGUUUUAUGGGCAUUGAUAUAUAUAAAUAUAUAUAUAUAAAUAUAUAUGAAUAUAUUUUUUUAAGUUUCCUACACCUUGAGGUUGCAUGGUCUGUAAGGUUGGCAUGUCUUUAUAUUGUAUACAGAUUUUGCACGCCAAACUUGGCAGCUUUGAAAAAAAAUUCCCCUCUUGUGGGAUCAGCAGAGACAAAAGUUGAGGCAAUUUUCUGUCAAACACACACGCAGUAUGGAAGGAGAGUGGAGGUCGGGGGAAUUGCAUCUUACUGAACUGAAGAAAUUGUGCUUUUUAUUGUAAAGAGAUAAAUAAAAAGGACUACUUAAACAUUUCUCAUUUUAAGAAGAAAAAGUUUAUCUAGCACUUGUGACUUACCAAUAAUGGAGUUUAUUGUAUUUAUGUGGCAAACAGUGUUUUAGGGAAACUACACAGAACACGCAAAGUAAACUGCCUAUGUCAAUUUAAAACAAAAAUUUGGGUUUUUUCUUUUUGUUGAUUUUUGUUUUGUUUUCUCUGGGAGGGUGGGGAGUUGGGCGCGUCCCUUUGUUAACACAUCUAGUCACUCAUUCUGAGAAAAAAAGGAUGUAAGGCAUUAAGUCUUCAGCACAGCUGUGUUAACUUUUUUAAUGACUUUGAAAUGUCUCACUAGAUUUCACUUUAAACAGUCGUGUACUGUGCAAACACUGUGGUUUAAAAUAAGACUUUACAUCAAAAGGAAUAAAAAACAUUUCUUUGUGAUGAAGCUGGGCUUGUUCUCAGCUCUGCUUCAUGUACUUUGAUAUUGAUGAAAAAGUAUCCUAUUGAAAGAAAAUAAAUAAACACUUUUCUGUGCUCCAUAGUGGAGGCGCUAUUUUCCAAUUUAUGAGGAUGACAAACUUAUAUAUAUAAUAUAUAUAUAUAUAUAUAUAAAAAUAUAAAAAGGGGGGGAUGGGUUUGAUCAUUAUUCACCCAAGAGCUUAUUACAGAUAUGUAGUAUCAAAGUUGUAACUAUAUUAUAUUCUACUUUAUACCUAUACAUGCUCAGUAUGAUGUCACCAUUGGUAGCAGCUACCGUUUUACUCUGUAAUUUAGACACAAUUUCACUCUUAUUGUAUGGACCCUACUUUAAGUGAUGGUAGCAUUCUUUGUGCUAAAAUUUUCUAAUGGUCCUUUCUUUUACUUGGUGGAGUUGGAAUUUAUUUUUCUCAUUCUUGUUUUUGUUUUUGUUUUGUUUUGUUUUGUUUUUUUUUACUGGCCAAUGGUGUCUUUCUCUGACAGUACCAACUUCAAUUUCAACUUUAUUAGGAGUCCAGUAUUUUGUACCACAUUAUGACAACUUGUUAUUCUUGUGGUGUAAAUAAAGAGAAAAAGUUAAUUAUA